Messenger RNA from Lottia gigantea (owl limpet), 270 nucleotides. RefSeq lists its product as hypothetical. NCBI's taxonomy places the organism in Eukaryota, Metazoa, Mollusca, Gastropoda, Lottiidae. The record is from RefSeq and is a predicted model, not a curated record. The transcript has a single exon. The annotation marks the transcript as partial.
AGCUCAUAUAGUGUUGUCAAUACUCACAGAUCAGCUAUAUCGCAAACAUUGCAAAUUCUUAGUAAAGAUGUUUUAAAAGAUCAGUCUUUAGUCAGGCGCUUCAUGAAAGGUUUUUAUGAUAGGAAGCCUCCUAGGCCUAAAUAUUUGGUGACCUGGGAUGUCUCUGUCUUGGUGAGUUAUCUUUCCACCCUACAUCCUUUGGAAAAUCUUUCCCUUAAACUUGUUGUCACUUUGUACUGGUCAGAGAUGUCAAACACUAACUGCAUUUGA